AUGGCGUUCAACCCUUUGUCCGCGUUCGCACGUCAACUUACACCACUACGAUCGCGCUGCCCAUCUUGCUCCGGCGCCUUGCUUCGAGCCAGCACCUCUUCCUCCUCCUCGGCCGUCCUCCUCCGCCCACACUGGUCCGUCUCCACCUACGCCACCUCGAACGCCCCCAAGCGACCACUCCAAAAAUCGACCCAAAUCAAGACGAGGACAUACCUCUCCGCCAAAUCAUCCUCGUUGACCCCGAAACCAAUGCGCUCCUCCCCCCCGCCCCACUGCGUACGAUCCUCUCCCAACUCGAUCGCACAAGAUACAGCAUCCUCCUCGUCGCUACAGAUAAAGGGAUUUGCAAGAUCUUGGACAAGAAGAAGGAAUACGACAAGAAGAAGGACAAGGCCCAAGCGAUCAAGGAUAAGAAUGAACAAGCUCGGAACAACGCUUCACCGUCGUCUUCGGGCGGCGGUGGAGCCUCCGUUGCGACGGGGAGUCCACCCAAGGAAAUUCAAAUGACCUGGGGUGUCUCGACGCAUGAUUUGGAGCACAAGUUGAAAAAGGGCCGACAGUUCUUGGAGAAGGGGCAUAGGGUUACGGUCAUCAUCCAAGAACAAGGCGGGUGCGCCGCACGUCCCAAAGGAGGCUCAGGAUACGGUCAUUAG
Molecule: messenger RNA, 653 nt
Organism: Microbotryum saponariae
Lineage: Eukaryota; Fungi; Basidiomycota; Microbotryomycetes; Microbotryales; Microbotryaceae
Source: the annotation of a GenBank genome assembly